This is a messenger RNA of Chionomys nivalis (European snow vole), 2567 nucleotides long. RefSeq names its product 24-hydroxycholesterol 7-alpha-hydroxylase. Gene Ontology annotation, molecular function: iron ion binding; oxidoreductase activity, acting on paired donors, with incorporation or reduction of molecular oxygen; heme binding. Bases 120 to 1535 code for a protein of 471 amino acids. NCBI's taxonomy places the organism in Eukaryota, Metazoa, Chordata, Mammalia, Rodentia, Cricetidae. The transcript is spliced from 12 exons. Gene Ontology annotation, biological process: cholesterol homeostasis; bile acid biosynthetic process. The record is from RefSeq and is a predicted model, not a curated record.
AAUUGGUGGCCAAAGUUUCGGCUUAAAGUUUGGAACACCCGGUGCGUUUUCCUCAGUCUGCAGGGAAGGGGGAAAUGCUCCGGGAGAAGUACGUUUUCAAACGUCUGUGAUUCUGGAAGAUGGGCGUCAUGGAGAUCUUUUCACCAGUAGUAAUCGCCGUCCUGGGAAGCUGUGUUCUUUUCUUAUUCUUUCGGUGGAAGAAUUUGCGUGGACCCCCGUGCAUCCAGGGCUGGGUUCCCUGGAUCGGAGCGGGAUUUGAGUUUGGGAAAGCUCCUCUUGAAUUUAUAGAAAAGGCAAGAAUCAAGUAUGGACCAAUAUUUACCGUCUUUGCUAUGGGAAACCGAAUGACCUUUGUUACCGAAGAAGAAGGAAUCGAUGUGUUUCUAAAAUCUAAACAUGUAGAUUUUGAACUAGCUGUACAAAAUCCUGUCUAUAACACAGCAUGGAUUCCCAAGCAUGUCUUUUUUUCACUGCAUGAAAAACUGUAUGUCUUGAUGAAGGGGAAGAUGGGUACUUUCAGCACACAUCAGUUUACUGGGCAGCUGAGUGAGGCAUUCCAUGAGCAACUGGAAGACUUAGGUGCCCGGGGGACAGUGGACCUGAACGACUUUGUAAGGCAUCUUCUUUAUCCAGCCACGGUCAAUACUCUCUUUAAGAAAGGCUUGUUUCCCACAGACGAGAGGAAAACCAAGGAGUUCUACCAGCAUUUUAAAACUUACGAUGAGGGUUUUGAGUAUGGAUCCCAGCUACCGGAAUGGCUCCUGAGAAACUGGUCAAAGUCCAAAAGGUGGCUCCUGAAGCUGUUUGAGAAAAACAUUGACGAAAUCAAAGCUCACGAGUCAGUAGCAGGCCAUUCCAGGACCCUCGUGCAGGCCGUUCUGGAUGUUGUGGAGACAGAAUCACGCCAACAUAGUCCAAAUUAUGGACUUUUGAUGCUUUGGGCUUCUCUGGCCAAUGCUGCUCCUAUUGCAUUCUGGACACUUGCAUUUGUCCUGGCCCACCCUGAAGUCCACAAGACCGUUUUAGAAGCCAUAUCUUCUGUGUUCGGCACUACAGGGAAAGAUAAGAUUAACGUGUCUGACGAUGACUUGAAGAAGCUCCUUCUAAUUAAGUGGUGUGUUCUAGAAGCCAUCCGCUUGAGAGCCCCUGGUAUCAUUACAAGAAAAGUAGUGAAGCCAAUUAAAAUUCUGAGUCAUACAGUUCCUCCUGGUGAUCUAUUGAUGGUGUCUCCGUUCUGGCUACAUAGAAAUCCAAAAUAUUUUCCUGAACCUGACUCAUUCAAACCUGAACGCUGGAAAGAGGCAAAUUUAGAUAAGAAUGCUUUCUUGGACGGCUUCAUGGCUUUUGGAGGCGGGAAGUUCCAGUGUCCCGGAAGGUGGUUUGCUCUGCUAGAGAUCCAAAUAUGUAUUAUUUUAGUGCUUUAUAAAUAUGAAUGCAGCCUUCUGGACCCAUUACCAAAGCAGAGUUGUCUGCAUUUGGUGGGUGUCCCCCAGCCAGAAGGGAGAUGCCGAAUCGAAUAUAAACAAAGAACAUGACAUCUAUUGGGGCUCAAGAGGGUCAGAACCUUCUGGAAGAGUGAAGCUACCCAGCUACUGCCCUCAUAGCAUCCUGACCCGAAGACAUCCUAAUGACACACGUGUUUCAGAUCUGAUGACCAUGCGUCUGAUUUCACUGUCCGGCACACAAAGACCCCAAUUCAAGGUUUAGAGAAAGGGUUCGAAUGAUUUUUUUAAAAGUUGAUAAAAAGUUGGAGUUUGGCUUCAUAUAUAGCCAUAUCAAACUUCAAGUAUAAAUGUCUUUUGAAUGGAAAUAUUGGUACAUUAAAUUCACUGUGAAGACGACAUACUUAAUUCUAUUUUACAAAAAAAGGAAAGAAGGAAGGAAAGAAAAGAAAACUCUAAAGUUUUGGACACUGAAAAAUUAAAUAAUGACUUCUAGGCAUUUUCUAUUUUUAAAAUAUGAUUCUUAACUAGAAGUUGGAAAUCUUAGGCUUCUUACUGUCAAACACUGCAGCCGUGCCUCGCACUGAGAAGUGUGGAGGAAACGGUGGCUUUAUGACACGUGUGGGGACGGGUUCCUGUGCUGCCCUCGUCCUGCAUAGACAGCACCAUCUUCUCUGCGGGGGACAAUCAGUGCGCAUAGAUUGUGGUGUCGAUUUGUAUUUUAAUCAAGGGAGAGGCACUCUUUUGACUCAGAGUCUUUGAUUAUAGUUCAGCAGCGAUGAUGCAUGGUCUUGCUGCAUCUUGUUAUGCCAUGCUCAGUCACUAUCCCUGGGAAGCAUGCUCUUUUCUAAAGGGAAAUGGAGGAGCCCUGGAAGGGAGGAGGGAGCUGAGAGGAAACUGGUCGGGAUGGAUGUAUUGCAUGAGAGAUGAAUAAAUAAAAAGAAAAAGGAUGAAUAAAUAAAAGGGAAAAGAUCUCAUAUUGUGUCAGAUAUGUAACUGCACACAAGUCUGUUACUGAAGUCUUGGAACAGCAAGAUGUUUGCCAUUAAGUUCUGGAGAGAAAACCCAGCAUGUCCAUGGGACUGUACGAUUCUCCUAACAACAAACAGUGGCGUCAUCAUUUAU